This is a messenger RNA of Andrographis paniculata, 2054 nucleotides long. RefSeq lists its product as uncharacterized. Bases 309 to 1910 code for a protein of 533 amino acids. The record is from RefSeq and is a predicted model, not a curated record. The transcript is spliced from 8 exons. NCBI's taxonomy places the organism in Eukaryota, Viridiplantae, Streptophyta, Magnoliopsida, Lamiales, Acanthaceae.
AGCGAGACAGGCAAAAGAAAAAAGGAAAGAAAGAAUGAAAACAAAGAAAGAAACAAAGUAGAGAGAGAGGCAAAAUAUACCGACUGAGUCUGACUGUCAAGCACUUGGACACGAAGAUCAGAGGCAGGCAGGGCUGCUGCUGCUGGUUUCCAAAAGCAUUCGCCUUUUUCGCUUUACGAUUAGGGUUCAUCGCUCCCAUUUUUGGCCAUCGGACGAUUCCACCGUCGACUUUGUGGAGGGUUUAUUACUAAAUUUCACCUCUCAAUUCCUCCUAAGGGUUUAGGAUUCGAGGGCUUUUGAGGAUAACAAUGAUUGACAAAUCCAAGAAGGGGAAGAAGAGACCGAUCACCGAAGAGAACGCAGCCGCUUUGUUGGAGAGGUACCCAUUAUCGACGGUGCUGGCUUUGCUGCGAGAGGUGGCGCAUGUGGCUGGAGAAAAAAUUGAUUGGGAUAAAGUGGUGAAGAAUACCGCCACCGGAAUUUCCGGUGCGAGGGAGUGCCAAAUGCUUUGGCGACAUCUUGCGUAUGGGGAAACCCUAACCGAUCAAAGCGUGGUUGCUGCUGCGAAUUCCUUGGAUGAUGACAGUGAUUUGGAAUAUGAAGUAGAGGCCGUUCCUGCCGUUCCUCGCGAAGCGUUGACGGAGGCUGCUGCGUGUGUUAAAGUUUUAAUUGAUUCAGGUUGUUUGGAUAACAAUCCGACCUCUAAUCUUGAAGCGCCAUUGACAAUUAAUGUACCGAGCAGCAGAGCACAAGCUGGUCCUUCAGAUGGUUCAGUUCUCUUCGACUCUACGCAGGGAAAAAAUGUUCGCAUCUCAGUACCAGUUCAAAUACAACCAUUAUCAUCUGGAAUAAGCAGUGAAAAGAGGCCCAAUAAUGGGGCAUCAGGAGCAGAUGCGGCUUCACGAAAAAGGAGAAGGGUUUGGUCUGCAGAGGAGGAUACAAAACUCACUGCUGCUGUGAAAAAAUAUGGGGAACGAAAUUGGGCUAGUAUUGCCAGGGGAGAUUUCGAAAACAAUAGAAAGCCGUCAGAGCUAUCUCAGAGAUGGUCCAGCCUGAGGAAAAAACAAGGCAAUGCAAAUGCAGGAACCAGUUCAAAAUUUUCUGAAACUCAACUAGCAGCUGCUCAUCGGGCCGUGUCCUUAGCCCUAAAUAUGCCGCUGGGUGGUGAAAAUUUGAAGACAGAUCACCAUUUUGGAAGGACCGGGCCUCUGAAACCUCCGGCGCCAACUGUGAGACCGCCAAACCCUAUUUCCACCCCCGACUCUAUGGUCAAAGCUGCUGCAGUUGCUGCCGGGGCGCGCAUCGCUACCUCUGCUGAUGCACCUUCUAUAAUCGAUGCUUCCCGGCUUCAGAAUGUUGUCCGUAUCACAACUGGUGCAAGCUCUGCGGUCAAAUCCCCCCCUCCGCCCCUUUCGAGCCAACUGCCUAGCAAUGUGCAUUUUAUCCGGAAUGGCCUUGCAAGAGCGCCAAUCUCCACUUACACUGCGCCUAAACCGAACACUACUUUACCUGUUGAAGCCCCGCAAGCUCAAUACCAACGCAGUAUAAAAGCUGCAACACCAGCAGCACCACAGCCUAGCCCUUUGAAGACUCCUGGAGUGGAAAAUGCAACGGCGUCCAUUCCAUCUCCUGCUGCUGCCGUGCCCCCCAAAGUUGCUGCGGCUUCUACCUCAGCCAAUGAGUCGAAAAAGAUUGUCCAAGAAACUAACCAAGCUGAGAUCUGUAAAUCUGCCUCGAUGAAUCAGGGUAAAGCUUCUGCUCCCGUUACCCGUCCAACUCAGGAAGCUCAAAUGGCUCCGGCUGUAUUGCAAGCAGAAGACACUGGUAAAAAAAUUCCUGAUAAGCAGCAAAGACAUGAGGAUUCCAGUUCGGCUAUGGAUGUGAUCAAGGAAAAUGUCAAAACUGAGUGAUUUGGAACACACAACAGGCUGCAAGAAAGGUUCCAUUAACUAAUUCUGAAACUUUUUUUUCUGACUAAUCUCUGCUAAAUAGCAGGUUUUUAUUUUUGUGUUCUUGUCUGACCAAAUGUCUAAAUACAGAGUUGCUGAUUACUA